UGAUUAGCACGUGAGUUAUUAACCCUCUUAAGCACAAAAUGGCGGCCCAGCCUAUGGAAAGAAACAAACCUCUCUAUGAAGUUUAUCGCCUUUUUAAAGUUGAAGAGAGCUCAUCAGCCGCCGGGGGAGAAACAGCUCUACGUAGUUUUGAUGCAGACUCUGGAAGUACAACAUCAGUAGCCAUUGAACACUGUUGCUAUCAAGAGACUCAGAAUUAUAGCAUAUUAGUGCUGGUCUGCAAUAAUGGUUACAUUGUCAUUCGUCUUCAGCCCUUCCUAUGCCAACCAAUAGUCAAGCAAUUAAAAUGGUUUGAGGAUCGUAGUCAACAUAUUUUAGGCAUUACGCUUGAUCCAUUGGGGGAGUGGCUUGCUUGUGCUUGUCUUGAUGGACGUGUUUAUCUAAUUCCGGCCCUCACUUUGCUGAUGCCUAAUUGUUCUCCAAGUCAUAAGUUUGGUCCACUGGAUGAUUUAACUGUUGCUCAUCCAAUAAAUAAAGUAGCCCCGCCCACCGCCAUAGUAUGGUGGGAUAGCAUGGACGGAUCUCAAGUCUGCAUCACUGGAUCUGAGCUUGGUGAGAUUACAUUCUUUAAUCUACAUGAUUUAAAGCAGGUAUUCUCUAUUGGACUAAGGGGCUGUAUUGAUCAGCUACUGAUAGCACAACAAACAGACAACAUGACAAACCUUUUGAUAAACUUAAGAGGAGGUGAGUGGUGGUGGCUACUGCUGGAGGAAAGGUAUCACGAGGCUGUUGGUGCUUCUUAUUCUGACGUGCAAGCAAGUGGUUUUGAGGUGGUGUAUGAUGAUGCUGUACUGCGGAGUAUUCUACUCAGACCAGAUACAACAGGAUUUGAACCAAAACUAUUUCACGAAUUUUCAGAGUUUAACAAGAUAGCACUCCAAGAGUGGAACAGUGUUCGUAUGUUAGGCUCCGUUAAUCUCAGUGACUCUAGAUUUGAGCUCUAUUCUUAUAGUUUUGAUUGCAACACUAGACCUAUUCGCUCCAUCAAGCUAUUCGAAGGUGUCACUCAAGUCCUUUCAACUGAGAGGAUCCUGUUCACCAUCAGUCACAAUGACUCCACUGACGACCACAUGUUGACUUUGUCAGUUUUAUCAAGAGAGCUGGCACAAAGAGGAGUAUUGGAGACUUCAUCACCUUCAGGAGCAGUUCUACAGCAGUUCCUCUUACCUUCUCAUUACGCCAUCAUGGGGUUUUUCACAACUCGGCUCGAGUCUUCGUCCCUCGCGGCCGAGUCUCGAGAACUAACCACACCCACAAAUUUAGGCGGAUGCAUUAUCGUCACAGCGACUGCUGUGUAUCAAUGUCGUCAACUUUGUUCUCCGGAAUCUGUGUUCCUUGACCACGCCCUCUCGAGCGACGCUCAUCAUCUAACGGAUGAACUGGCAAUCACUUAUAGAUUGGAUAUAUGUGGACUAUAUAAGGCUGCUGCCGAUUUCAAGUUGUCAAAGGGAGAAUAUCAAUCAGCUCUUAAGCUGUACCAGCAGGCUAAAACGCCAGCUUCAACCGUGAUACAGUGCUUUAUUGAAAGAGAAAGGAUAUCAGAGCUAUUGGAAUAUAUAGAAAACAUAAUCUAUAACGAAUCCUCCGAUACUAAUGUGAUGGCAUCAACUAAACCAAAUCAACUCCAAAACAUAUUGCUACAGUGUUACAUACACCAGGUCCUUUUACAGUCUUUAGAAGGUGCUGUGUCUAGUAAGAAUAACUUGACUCAGUUUAUACACGACAAGUUCCUUUACGAGCACAAGACAGCAAUGGAGCUACUGAUACAAGGAGGACUCCUGGAGCCUUUGCUGGAGCUGGCUAAAACGCAUCAUAAAGUUCCCGAGACACUAAACCUCUUACUGUCAAACGGUCAAAGCUCAUUCACUCCUUCCAUUGAGAGCCUUGUUGCUAAUAAACAAUUUGCAGAACAUCUCGUUACUGUUGGAAACGGCAUGAUCUUUCACCAAUUAACACCUUUUAACGUCGCCAAGUGCGUUAUAGCUCAGCCGUCUAUUUUAGAGUCAUGUCUGCUACAUUUAUUAGCGGUUAUUGGUGAAUUAAAUAUCAGCAUGUUGAUACAGUUAGCUGGCGUAUUGGAUCCGUCACAUUCAACCGUACAGCCAUUGCUACAAUACGCUCACUCUAAUUUAAAGAGGAGCAGCUCAACGGGGAGUAUCACGUCGUUAUUCAGUACAGAAAGUAGUGGUUCCUCUCCAAGCACUAGCCCGAGUCUCUCAUGUUAUAUUGAAGCUUUCCUCUACAUAUUGAUAGUCUUGCAAUACAAAAGAGAGCGAAAGCCUCCGGCUAAUUCAGGACUAUUGUUCCUGUCUCCUUUGUUUGAUAGAAUCGGGCACACUCAGAUUGAGCAACUGUUAAGACCAUUGGUGUCAUUCAUAGAUGGUACCCAGUUGAUACGUGCUAAUGUCUUGAGCUGUGGUGUGACUCAUGCAGCACUAAUUAUUAAUGCACAGCUGUACACUUGGGGAAAUACCAAGCAAGGAAAAUUGGGUCAUGGUGACAUUGAGCAGAAUCAGAUAGCAGCUCCGCUAAGAGUGGAAACGUUCUCAAUGCUGAGUGCUCAUGUGUUGUCAGUAUCAUGUGGGGCUGAUCAUACUGUAGCUCUCUGUCAGGAAGGGGUUUAUUCUUGGGGUGCUUCAACGCAUGGGCAGUUGGGUCACGGUGAUACACUGAGAAGAUCUAGGCCGGUCCAAAUUGCUGCUUUAUCAAAUAUUUCAUUAUUAAAUAUCGAAUGUGGACACUAUCACUGCAUUGCAUUGGACGAUAACCACAGGGUAUGGGUAUGGGGCUGGGGUGUGCAUGGACAGCUAGGACUCGGUACUUGUGAUGAUGUCCUCCUCCCGACUCAUGCCAGCUCUAUGGAUGAACUGAUGGUCUCUUUUAUAUCAGCUGGCUUUAACCACACGGCACUCAUCAGUCAAAAUGGCAAACUGUAUACUUUUGGAAAUGGUAUGUACGGGCAGCUGGGUCAUGGUAACCAAGAGAAACAGACCACUCCCACAUUAGUAUACGCACUCAAUGAUAAACUAGUGUAUCUAGUUGGCUGUGGUACAGCACACACUGUUGCUGUUUGCACUGAUCAAACUGUAUAUCAGUGGGGAAAGAACCUUCACAAACCACACCCAGCUCAGAGUCCUCAAAGUUUCAAGCAAUACACUCGCUCUAGAAGAGAAGGUGGUUCAACCUCACCAGCUGUUGCUAAUGCACUCUCUCCUAAUGUUGUACCCGGACUGGAUAAACUAGUCGAUAAUACUGACCCUGUCGUAGAGGUGAAAUGUGGUAACUGUCACUGUCUAUUGUUGCUAUUAUCAGGGACAGUAUUGUCAUGGGGCAGCAAUGCACAUGGACAAAUUGGACACACUCACAUACCAGAGCUGUCUUACCCCAAGCAGAUCAAUAAGUUAGAGACUCAUAAGUUGCUAUUGCUAUCAGCUGGUGAUGAGUUCUCCAUUGGCAUUGACGACAGUGGUAUAACCUGGGUGUGGGGUAGGGACGAUCACGGUCAAUUGGGUCUGGAGGUCAGUGGUGUCAGGGAGGGAAAGAAGGUUUGUAUCUUUGCCCCCAACCCCAACCCUCAAGUACCCACUGUCUCUUUAACUAAAGCUAGUAACGCUGAACGCCAGCAGGAGGAUGAGUUAUUGCAGCUGGAUCUUGGAUGGGCUUUACCUGAUUUUGCCAAUUACGGCUCUCUUGGUUCUUAUGGGCGUGAUUCCUUAACGGCAGCCAUUCAUUACUUACAUGGCUACUACAGGACCUGUCAGGUCAUUCAUUACUGUAAGCAGUAUGAGGAUCAUGAGUCAAUGGUCAACCUCUACAAUGAAGAAAAGCAAUGGAGACAAUCCUUAUAUUGGAGGUUACACAGUUUAUCAAGCAGUGAAGAGGUGUCAUUGACUAAGUCUCUCACUGCUGUUGAGUCUUGUUUAGAUAACCUAACUGCUAACUCAGCAGAUAUACUGCACACUAGGGAUUACCUGAUAACCACUUCCGACCUCCUUCAUCAAGUUGUAUUAUAUUGGAAAGAAAAUAAAUUGAAUUUUAUUCAUUUGGAGACUCUGCUAGGAAACUAUCUACCGUCACUCGCUUAUCCUCUCUCUCUUUUGUUUAGAAGAGAUGAACACUCACAAAGCUUUACAUUCAAGUUUACACUGGACGUCACCUUGCAGCUGAUAAAAGCAAUAGCAACAGACGGAUCUCCUCUCACUGAUGAUAUCCUUGCCAUGCCUCCUAACUCAGCCUCUGCCACUAAACCUUUAAAUCCAAGCCUUAACGACACUCGGCUCUGGAAUGCAGUUUUAAGAAACCUUUUCAAGGAUGUACCUCAUCGUGAUAGCUUUACAAUACCAGAGGGCCAGCAGCAGCAGGCCCUGACUGGUGGGGGUACGGCUACUCUCGAUCGCGGAAUUGUUGCUUUCUCUUGUGGGCACUCUUUUUCUGAGGUUGAGUUUCAGCGGAAGGUACUCUCAGAGUUUCGCGAAAGACUCGAGGACUUGCCGCACCCUCUUUUUCAAGCGACGCCUUUUUUAUUGCAAUACUACAAGCAGUCGAAUGUAUUUUCCUCGUCUUGUCCUUAUUGCAUUUUUCAACAUAUUCGUAGGACCCAGCUUCAAAAUUAUUCUGGGGUUCCUAUAAAGCCUUGGAACGUUUAGAUUUUAUAAUUUUAUUAUUACUCUCUUUUUUGAAGAUUUUUUAUAUAUUAUAGCUUGAACAAAAAUGAUAAUAA
This is a messenger RNA of Amphimedon queenslandica, 4738 nucleotides long. RefSeq lists its product as uncharacterized. The transcript is spliced from 37 exons. Bases 39 to 4664 code for a protein of 1541 amino acids. The record is from RefSeq and is a predicted model, not a curated record. NCBI's taxonomy places the organism in Eukaryota, Metazoa, Porifera, Demospongiae, Haplosclerida, Niphatidae.